Messenger RNA from Rubroshorea leprosula, 1348 nucleotides. The record is from the annotation of a GenBank genome assembly. Lineage: Eukaryota; Viridiplantae; Streptophyta; Magnoliopsida; Malvales; Dipterocarpaceae.
AUUACUCAUUCACCGCAGUGUUUCCUGUUGCAGUACUGCUUAUCUCAGUUUCUCUGAUUGGGAUGCUAGCCCUAAUCAUGCUUUCAAUGCUACUGAUCCUUGGUAAACUGAUCUACGUGGCGUUACGCAUACUGGUUUCGUUGCUCUCAAAGUUCUUGGCGAAGAAUAUAUAUGGUGGAAAGUUGAUGGAUGAGUAUGCCCGGAAGGUUAUAUAUUUAAUAUGUCAGCCAGUAUCAAAAUUAGAUCAGAACGAUUUUGUGCAAUGUCAAGCAGUGGAAGCAAUCUUCCAGGCUAUCAAGAAUGGCAUCCCAAACAUUGUGAUGGAAAUUACAAGAGAUCUACAUAAUGCAAAUAUAUUAUGGAGCAGCAGAGAUCCUGAAAAUUUAAAUAACAUAUUUGCUUGUGCUGUAGAACAUCGUCAAGAGGAAGUGGCACACUUUCUUUAUAAAUCUGCAAAGGAGGACAAAAGCAUACUUUUUACCAUCGAUGAAGAUAGAAAUAAUACAUUACAUCUAGCAGCAAAGUUAGCCCCGCAUUAUCAAUUAGGUUACAUCCAUGCUGCAGCUUUGCAGCUGCAGAAUGAACUACGUUGGUUCAAGGCCGUCAAAGAAAUUGUUCCACGAGCCUACAACGAAGGCAAAAAUAAAGACGAUGAAACCCCUUUGGAAGUGUUUGUUAAAGAACACAAGGAUUUGCUAAAAGAAGCAGACGAAUGGGCGAAGAAAACAGCAGAAUCUUCAACAGUCGUUGGUGCUCUUAUUAUUACAAUUAUGUUUGCAAUGGCUUUUACGGUUCCUGGUGGGAAUGAUCAAGGUACAGGAUUUCCCAUACUUUUGCACCGAACUCCGAUACCGUUUAUUGUUUUUAUGGUAUCAGACGCAAUUUCUCUUUUCGCUGCAUCCAAUUCAGUGUUACUCUUUUUGGGGAUUCUGACUUCACAUCAUUCUGAUGAAGAUUACCGCAAAUACUUACUCUUGAUUAUCGGCCUUACUUCACUCUUCAUCUCUAUUGCAACAAUGAUGAUAGCAUUUUGUGCUGCUCUUUUCAUUAUGCUACAAAGUCGAUUGGGGGUAGUCAUUCCUAUAACUCUGCUGGCUGGUAUUCCUGUCGCAUGCUUCGUGUGGUUGCAACUUCCUCUUCUAGCUGAGAUUUUGGUUGACUUUUAAGUUUUAACCCAAACAUCUUUGGUAGGAAAGAAAGAUCCUGGAUGAGAAUGACGGAUAUGUUCACUUUUGGGAUGAGCAGCUUGAGGCCUUGAGGACAGCGGUAAAAUUCUUGCAGUGUGUAGUGAUGCCAGUAAAUUAGUCACUUAAAUGAAUGUUCCUUUGAAUAAAUGAUUUUUUUUAUU